GAGGAGCGGAGAGGAGAGCAGCAGGUCUCCGACAUGGCUAAAGAAGGAGCAGAUAUGACAGAGGAAACCGAGUACAUGAUAGACAAAACUGUGGGGAAAGAAGCGGAAAACGUGGAAUCGUCUGGCGAUGCCAAAGAAAUGCGAGCGGUGAUACUGGCAGGUUUUGGAGGUCUUAACAAACUCAGGGUGACCAGGAAGCCAAUGCCCGAGCCUCAGAACGGUGAAGUGAAGAUCCGCGUCAAAGCAUGUGGCUUGAAUUUCCUGGAUCUGAUGGUACGUCAGGGGACUAUUGAUAAUCCUCCAAAACCUCCUCUUGUCCCUGGGUUUGAGUGCUCUGGAAUAGUGGAGUCUGUGGGUGAAAACACAAAGGGAUUUGAGAUAGGCGACAGAGUUAUGGCUUUUGUGAAUUACAAUGCCUGGGCAGAGGUGGUUUGCACACCAGUGGAUUUUGUCUACAAGAUGCCAGAUGAAAUGACUUUUGCUGAAGCUGCAGCGUUCUCCCUGAACUUUGUGGCUGCCUAUAUGAUGCUCUUUGAGGUUGCCAAUUUGCGAGAGGGGAUGUCAGUGUUGGUGCACUCAGCAGGAGGUGGUGUAGGUCAAGCUGUGGCUCAGCUGUGCUCCACUGUUCCCAAUGUCACCGUGUUUGGGAUCGCCUCAUGUUUCAAACACGCAGCCAUCAGGGACUCUGUGACUCACCUAUUUGACAGAAAUAUUGAUUAUAUACAAGAAGUCAAAAAAAUUUCUCCAGAGGGGGUCGACAUCUUGCUGGACUGCCUGUGUGGGGAGAACACGGGAAAAGGCCUGAAUCUGCUGAAGCCAUUGGGAACUUACAUCCUCUAUGGCGCGUCAAACAUGGUAACUGGGGAAACAAAGAGUUUCUUCAGCUUUGCAAAAUCUUGGUGGCAGGUGGAGAAGGUGAACCCUAUUAAACUAUAUGAGGAGAACAAAGUCAUAGCUGGAUUCUCGCUCCUCAACCUCCUCUUUAAACAAGGGAGAUGCAGUCUUGUGAGAUCAGUGAUGGACAAACUCUUGUGCCUCUAUGACCAAAAGAAGAUCAAACCGGUAGUGGACUCCCUGUGGGCACUGGAGGAGGUAAAAGAGGCCAUGCAGAGAAUUCACGACAGAGGCAACAUAGGAAAACUUAUUCUGGAUGUCGAGAAGUCUCCCACUCCUCUGAUGGCCAGCGACAGCACAGAGACCAGUGAAGCAGGAGAGGAAGAGGAGGAGCCCGAGGGUGACAAUGACAGCAAGGAGCGAAUGCCUUUCAUCCAUUAGACCCAACGAAGCCCUCUGCACUACGCCUAGAGUGUGCGGAGAGGCUGCACAGCUUCACCACAGAGGAACACAACCACACACCAGUGUUGUGCAGUAUGUGCUGUAUGCAUGUAUGCAUGAAUGUAUGUAUGUACAGUGUAUGUUUGUGCCUCUUACCUAUUGUUUGUCAGUUGAUUGGUCAAGCAAAAGUUUUGGGUAAAUGAAGACUAAUUACAUGUUUGUCACCCAGGCAACAAGUGUAAGUGCCAUUCUUGAAAUAGUAUUAUUAUAUUUUUUACUGUAUUAUGAAGUAACAUUAUGCUAGUCAAUAAUGUGAAUAGGUCUGUGCCCGUUUUACAGUUAAUUUCAUCUGCCAGCAGUUUAUUGAAUUAGCAACAGACUUGUUAUUAUCACUUUAAGCGUAGUAUCUUUAAAAUUAGAUUUAGUCAAAGCUCAUAAGUGUCAUAUGCUGUAACAAGCUUAGCAUGUCUAAACAUUUCACAAGAUGGAAAAACAUUUGAUUUAAUUCUUAUCUGUCCUCAACGACGACAACUGAAAAAUUAGAGCAAACAAGUUACGCUGAAGUUUGAGAAAAUGACCCCAAAUGUGUUGAUGCUCCUGACCAAGCGAGUGAAUCACUUCUCAUGUUACAGUAGUAAUACAUAAGCCAGAAGAGGUAGAAAAGUCUGUGUGUAGAUAUUUGCAUGAUAUUUUAUUCUUCUGUGCCAACCUUGUAAUAUUAUGGGAUCACCAGUGCCUUUGAGCUACAGACGAGUCUUUGAUACUUGACAUGUUUUCCUCGUGUGAAGUUCAUAUUGAACAAACAAACAAAAAAGGUCGUUUCAACUGGAAUGUGAAAAUGGAUGCAUAUACUAUUAAAAUUCUUCCUUGCAUGAUCAUGUAAUUUUGUAGUAAGGAGGACAUAUUUCCCCACUAAACUGUAUAUUCAGAAGUUUUUACUCAGUAUAUGACACCUUACAGUGUUACAUUUAUCUUCAGGCCAUGUAGACAGUUUUGUAAACACUGGGGUAACACAGAAAAAAAUUACAGUUUUAAGACAUCAAAUUUAUAUCUGUCAAAAACUUGCAGAUUAUAUAUAAAUACAAGAAAGACUAAGAUUAAUGAGUAAAUUCUAGAUUUUCUUGAGGAGGAUCAUGAAAUAGUCAGACUGCAGUCCGAGGUUUGUGGAGUCUCUGCUUUACUUGUCUGACCAAAGUUGUUUACUUGCUGGUGCCUCACAACAAAAGUGCCAUGAGACUCCCAAGAUAAAUUAUUUUUACUAUGAGCUGAUGCAUAAAACCAGGGUGAUGUAGGUUUGAGCAGCACUGUGUGUUACUUUAUUUUAGUACGAUGCCCUUCUACUUUGCUCUGAAUCUGCAAGUUGCUAAUGAAAUGCAGGAGAGGAACAGCUGACAAGGAACAAAUGUUUGCCACACACGCUCGCAGUCAGCCAAUCAGAUGAUUGAUCUGUUUUUAUUUCUAAUUUCUCAAAGUAAAAACAAACGUUGCAUUUCAUUUUCACUAUUUAUUCGGCCUUGCCUAUUCAGUGUGCUAGUCAUCUGAUUUGUUUAUUACUUCAAGUGUUUUCUCACACGGAACAUCACAGAAACAAUGAAACAAGUCAACGUUUGAUAAUCAUGCCGUUUAAAAUUUUUUAAAAAUGGAUCAGCUUAGCAACACCAAAACUAACAGGAGUAAACACUGCAUCCUUCGAAGUUGAAUGAUAAAUGGUGGAGAGACAGUGUUAGUGGUUGCACUCAAGUGAUGAAAUUAAUCAUUUUAGAAAUUGAUUUCUAGACUUGGAAAAAUGGAAAAAUGAUGCAUAGACACUGCAAAUACAUCUAAGUUUUGAUGCCUUUAAUGUCAGGUCUGUUUGUGUGUGUGUGUGUGUGUAUGUGUGUGUGUGUACGAGUGUGAGAGAGAGAGACAGAGAGAGAG
Messenger RNA from Seriola dumerili (greater amberjack), 3192 nucleotides. It is a transcript of the gene vat1l, whose product is annotated as vesicle amine transport 1 like. The coding region runs from base 34 to 1275 and encodes 413 amino acids. Gene Ontology annotation, molecular function: oxidoreductase activity; zinc ion binding. Lineage: Eukaryota; Metazoa; Chordata; Actinopteri; Carangiformes; Carangidae. The transcript has 9 exons. The record is from RefSeq and is a predicted model, not a curated record.